GGAUUGUACUCUCUUGCUAGUAGUUUCGCUUCUCUUUUCUCUCUUAUUACCACACGCCAUUCUCUCACCAAUCCAAGAUGGCCGAAGAAACAAACGUCGUUGCUGAAACCGUUGCUGAACAGCCCGCUGCUGUCGCCGCUUCUCCUGCAGCCAAGCCCAAAAAAGCCGGUAAAGUAGCCAAAUCAUCGGCAGCCAAAGCUCCCGCCGCCAAAAAGACACGACCGGCUGCGGCCAAAAAGGUAGCUUCUCCCGUGAAGACUGUUGCUGCUGUUACACCGAAACCAAAGAAGGUCGCCAAGCCCGCUGCUGCUUCUGCUCACCCACCAUACCUCGAGAUGGUCACCAAGGCCGUCGUUGCUCUCAAGGAACGCAGCGGAUCUUCCCGCCAGGCCAUCCUCAAGUACAUCCUCGCCAACUUCCAGGUCGGCUCUGACCCCAAAUCCGCCAAUCUCCACUUGAAGCAGGCCCUUAAGCGUGGUGUUACCUCCGGAGUCCUUAAGAACACCAAGGGUGCCACUGGCGCUGCUGGAUCUUUCCGUGUUUCUGCUGAGGCCAUGAAGCCCAAGAAGGUCGACAAGAAGGUGCAACCAGUCGUUGCCAAGAAACCUAAAGUUGUGAAGAAGGUUUCGUCUCCAAAGAAACCAAAGGCUGCUGCUAAGAAACCCGCUGCACCCAAGAAGGCCAUCGCUGCCGUCAAGAAAGCCGCACCGGCUGCCGCAAAGCCCAAAGUAGCUAAGCCUGUUGCUGCCAAGAAGGCUGCUGCACCUGCCGCCAAGAAGCCCGUUGCGGCCAAGAAAGCCGCUGCUCCCAAGAAAGCGGCCGUUAAGGCACCGAAACCCAAGGUUGCCAAACCAGCUGCUUCUCCGAAGAAAGUCGCACCCAAAAAGGCCGUCGCCGCAAAGGCAGCCAAAGCCGCCAAAUCUCCCAAAGCCGCCACAAAGAAAGCAGUUGCCAAGAAAUAGAUACCUUUCAUCAGUUCAAUACCUUAGUAACCUCUUCCCAGUUCGCGAAUCGCUGACUUCAAAAGGAAAAUCGAAACCUCAUUCAUGAAGAUCUCCAUACCUGCGACCGAUGCCCCAUGAACUCAUCUGUACAUUCUAUCAUUCAUCAUCCCAAUAUCUAGACAUCCAUUUCCCAUCAUUAUACGAAUAUCUUGUUGAAAGAAGCGCGGCUUGUACAUAUAAAUAAUGGCAAUUUAAGAAAUAAAAUUUCGUAUUUACAGUAA
Molecule: messenger RNA, 1225 nt
Organism: Daphnia carinata
Lineage: Eukaryota; Metazoa; Arthropoda; Branchiopoda; Diplostraca; Daphniidae
Product: histone 24-like
Exons: 3
Coding region: 78-962 (294 amino acids)
Biological process (GO): nucleosome assembly
Cellular component (GO): nucleosome
Molecular function (GO): structural constituent of chromatin; DNA binding
Source: RefSeq, a predicted model, not a curated record